Molecule: messenger RNA, 1080 nt
Organism: Cuscuta campestris
Lineage: Eukaryota; Viridiplantae; Streptophyta; Magnoliopsida; Solanales; Convolvulaceae
Source: the annotation of a GenBank genome assembly
AUGAAGCGUGGAAUUUGGGGGAAAGAAAAUCCCAAAAGUCUGACAUUCUAAGCUUCAUAAUUUGAAGAUCCCGGAGAAACCCAAGACGGCGAAGUAUAAGUUAAGAAGAUGUGACGCAUUGAUACUUCCAUUCCUAAUUUGGUUCUGGUAAAGAUAGGCGGCGGCAAUAGCAGCAACAGCGGCGAUGGAAGGCAACGGUGACGGCAAUACUUCCACCGCUCCGACCGUUUUGACCGGCGGCAAUGGUAGUAAUGGUGCGGAGUCGGCGGAGGCAAGGAGGAGGGUAAGAAUACCCAGCGCCGGUGGUGGAGGAGGAUUAAUAGGGAAGCCGGUUAUAGUGAUGAUAUGCGGGAGCCUGGUGUACUACCACUGCGCCUAUCAGAAAUCAAGCCUUGUCUCUCUCGUCUCAGACGUCUUCAUCGUUCUUCUCUGUGCUCUCGCCAUACUCGGCCUCCUCUUCCGCCAGAUGAGCAUCCCUGUGCCGGUAGAUCCACUAGAAUGGCAGAUAUGCCAGGAGACGGCCAAUAGCGCCUUUGCCGGUUUGGCCAACACAGUUGGCGCUGCUGAAUCUGUUCUUCGUGUUGCUGCUACAGGUCAUGAUAAGCGGUUGUUCAUCAAGGUUGUUGCUACUCUUUACAUGCUGUCUGUUUUAGGGAGGAUGGUUCCUGGUGUUACCCUUGCUUAUGCUGGUCUGUGCUUGUUUUGUCUGUACUUGCUAAUAGAGAACUCUGAAUUGAUCAGUUCACGCGUCUUGCGUUUUUCUGGGACGAGAGAUUAUUCGACAGCACAAGAUGAUAACUCAUAGUUGUUUACAGCAACGUGUGUGCAUUUAGUCCACGUUUCUCUUCUUAUAUAGUUCUCUUCAUUGGCAUGCCAUAUAAGGUGUUCUGUAAAUCUGUGAUGUAUAUGAAUUAUUAGCCUUUAGCCCUCUGUUGCAUUGAGAGGUGUUAUAAAAAGAUAGGGAGGAGUACUUUCCACCUUGGAGAAGCACACAGUAAAUAAAAUACACUUAUCUUUGACGGUAGAUCUUUUCGUUUCUGGUGACCCAAAUAAUACUAGAAAUGAACAGAUCUAAAGCAA